UGUGGAUUAUGCGUUAUCGUAGCAUCCUGCCUGUCCUAAUUGCGAAAAUAAAUCACAACUCCACUCGAUCUGGUGUGGUUACAAUGUCACUGCCGGCGUUCGUUUUAGCGGUGUUUGUUGGAUUCCUGGCAUUUCAUGUGAAUGUGGAGGCCACAGAGCCACCAUGGAAGGAACUGGAGUCAGAAGGUGGCAUGCGCGUGGGGAGCAGCCGUAUGAAGAGAUUCGUACAGAUUGAUCCCAAAAAGCCGAACGUAAUGUACCAAGAAUGCACGCUGCCGAACGGGAAGAUGGGCCACUGCAAGCACCUGCAGUAUUGCAUCAAGGACAAGAUUGUCGACAACUUAGUGCACUUUACUGAAAACUUGUGCAUCAUUGAACAGACGUCGAUCGGAAUAUGCUGUCCAGACGAAUCAGGUCAUAUAGGCCUGGCGGGUGACCUGCCCGCCACUGCACCCAGGGAGGAGAGGUUCGAAUUAUUACAGAAACUACUCGUGCGGGCUGAGAAUAGAGGUUGCGGCCUAAGCACUCGUCCUCACGGGCGCAUGACGGGCGCGCGGCCCGCCAACGCCCGCGAGUGGCCGUGGAUGGCCUCCGUCACGCCCGAGGGCAUGAGGCAAUACUGCGGAGGAGUGCUCAUCACUGACCGCCACGUGCUCACUGCUGCCCACUGUACUAGAAGGUGGAAGGCGGAAGACUUAAGAGUACGUCUCGGCGAAUAUGACUUCGAUCGCAACAACGACACGCGCUCAUACAACUUCUUAGUCACGGAGAUCCGUCAACACGUCAACUUUGAGCUCCCCAACUACCAUCAUGACAUCGCCAUCUUGAAGCUCCAUAGACCUGCUGUGUUUAACUCCUACGUAUGGCCGAUAUGUCUGCCGCCAGUUGGUAUGGAGCUGACCAACGAAACUGGAGUCAUUAUUGGUUGGGGUACAAAAUGGUAUGGUGGACCACACAGCGACGUCCUGAUGGAAGUGGCCGUACCGAUUUGGGAUCACCAACAAUGUACCGACGCUCUGGUCAAUACCGUGUUUGAGGAAAACAUCUGUGCUGGCGGCUACGAGGGCGGCAAAGAUGCUUGUCAGGGCGACAGCGGCGGCCCCCUCAUGUACCAGCUGGAGAGCGGGCGCUGGACCAUCGUGGGCGUGGUGUCGUGGGGCAUCCGCUGCGGGGAGCCCGGCCGCCCCGGCAUCUACACCCGCGUCGACAAGUACUUGUCCUGGAUCGUGCAGAACGUGCAGUUUUAGUUUUACCUAAUAAUAAUUUUCGAUAGUUU
This is a messenger RNA of Plodia interpunctella (Indianmeal moth), 1276 nucleotides long. RefSeq names its product venom protease-like (gene CLIP3). The record is from RefSeq and is a predicted model, not a curated record. Bases 9 to 1247 code for a protein of 412 amino acids. The transcript has 8 exons. Gene Ontology annotation, biological process: proteolysis. Gene Ontology annotation, molecular function: serine-type endopeptidase activity. NCBI's taxonomy places the organism in Eukaryota, Metazoa, Arthropoda, Insecta, Lepidoptera, Pyralidae.